Molecule: messenger RNA, 1139 nt
Organism: Cynocephalus volans (Philippine flying lemur)
Lineage: Eukaryota; Metazoa; Chordata; Mammalia; Dermoptera; Cynocephalidae
Gene: CA8
Product: carbonic anhydrase 8
Exons: 10
Coding region: 1-924 (307 amino acids)
Molecular function (GO): zinc ion binding; carbonate dehydratase activity
Source: RefSeq, a predicted model, not a curated record
AUGGCUGACCUGAGCUUCAUCGAAGAUUCCGUCGCCUUUCCCGAGAAGGAGGAGGAUGAGGAGGAGGACGACGAGGGUGUGGAGUGGGGCUACGAGGAAGGUGUUGAGUGGGGCUUGGUGUUUCCUGAUGCUAAUGGGGAAUACCAGUCUCCUAUUAACCUAAACUCAAGAGAAGCUAGAUAUGACCCCUCACUGCUGGAUGUCCGCCUCUCUCCAAAUUAUGUGGUCUGCCGAGACUGUGAAGUCACCAACGACGGACAUACCAUUCAGGUUAUCCUGAAAUCAAAAUCAGUUCUAUCGGGAGGACCAUUGCCUCAAGGACAUGAAUUUGAACUGUAUGAAGUUAGAUUUCAUUGGGGAAGAGAAAACCAGCGUGGUUCUGAGCACACGGUUAAUUUCAAAGCUUUUCCCAUGGAGCUCCAUUUGAUCCACUGGAACUCCACCCUGUUUGGCAGCAUUGACGAGGCUGUGGGGAAACCGCUGGGAAUCGCCAUCAUUGCUUUGUUUGUUCAGAUAGGAAAAGAACAUGUUGGCCUGAAGGCUGUGACUGAAAUCCUCCAGGAUAUUCAAUAUAAGGGGAAGUCCAAAACAAUACCAUGCUUUAAUCCUAACACUUUAUUACCAGAUCCACUGUUGCGGGAUUACUGGGUGUAUGAAGGCUCUCUUACUAUCCCACCUUGCAGUGAAGGUGUUACCUGGAUAUUAUUCAGAUACCCUUUAACUAUAUCCCAGCUACAGAUGUGGAGAGAAGACGGGUCUGGAAGAAAAGGGAUAAUGCUGAUUAUUUCUAUAGAAGAAUUUCGAAGACUGAGGACACAUGUUAAGGGGGCAGAACUUGUGGAAGGCUGUGAUGGGAUUUUGGGAGACAAUUUUCGACCCACUCAGCCACUUAGUGACAGAGUCAUUAGAGCUGCAUUUCAGUAGCCAAAGAGAACAGGAACAAGUCCGUCUUCAUCAGGGAGGAAGACAAUGGUCCUAUAGUGCCCUUGGAUGAAAAAUGGAGACUUCUGAGCUGUAGCUUCAGUUUAUCCUCAAGCCUGCGUUGUCUGUCUUCAUCUGACCCAGCUCUGAUGGACAUCUGUGACAGUUCCCUGUACCCAUGCUGUAAUGAAAUAUUAGAAAUGGCUGUGCAUUCAAAA